Messenger RNA from Onychostoma macrolepis, 2851 nucleotides. RefSeq names its product golgin, rab6-interacting (gene gorab). Gene Ontology annotation, biological process: non-motile cilium assembly. The transcript is spliced from 5 exons. The record is from RefSeq and is a predicted model, not a curated record. Bases 915 to 1946 code for a protein of 343 amino acids. NCBI's taxonomy places the organism in Eukaryota, Metazoa, Chordata, Actinopteri, Cypriniformes, Cyprinidae.
AACUUAUUGUGUGAACAUUUCAUACCACAGUGUUUAACAUAUAAACACACAAGGCUGAGGGUCACUGUGGUAGACAGUAGGGAAACACACUGAGGUCAGAUAUAAUACACAUAUUACACACAUUAUGUACAUUCACCUGCUGUCUCUCAGGCUGUGGCACUUCCACACGUAUCUCGCAGCCAGUGCUGCUAUCUGUCCCUCUCCUAGUACUAUCUUUAUUUGUUCUGUUUCACUAAUGGCUGUAAAGUUCUUUAUUAAGUUGGUGAGUUUGUUGAAGUAGAGGUUUCUUAUGGAUAUAUAUUUAUGACAGUGAAUGAGGAAGUGCGUUUCUGUCUCGAUCUCUCCUGUCUCACAUUGAGCACACACUCUAUCUAUCUAUCUUAUUUUAUUUUAUUUAUUUUUUUCUGUUUUUAUAUUAUCUAAACACUUGUGAAUAUCAGCAGAUGUAAAUCUUGUUUGCUUACUGUUUACUGGAUACAUUCGACUGUUUUUCCCCCAUAACAACUAAGCACAAGAAAGAACCGGUUUAUUUUAAUAUGUGCCCAAAGAAAUUGUAAAGGUUAAUCAUCUAAAACUAUUGCAUGUGAGCAUUUAUUUACUUCAUUAUCAAAAAGUUAUAAAAACAGCAACGUUAUAUAAAAUAAAAAGUUAUAUUUUAUUCGCAACAACAAUAGUAUUUAAAAUAUACGUGUCUAAAAAACAAACAGGCAAAUUCCGAGGGCACAAGUAAAGGGGCCUUUCUAGGGUCUUGAACGUGGCAGGCAGUCAUUAUACACAAAUAUGGCGGCCAGAUGAGAAAGUAAAGUGACAUUCCGCGUGUGUGUGUUGAAAAAUACCAUUUUAUCCUACAUAUAUUUGGUUUUGAUGAAACCGAUUUGCAAUUUAGUUGCAAGUAACUUUAUGGGCAACUGAGAAUGGCUGCGUGGGCUGGAUUUUCAGAGGAAGAACUGCGAAGAAUGAAACACAACGGCGAAGUCGUAAACCAGGCUGUGUCUGUCACAUUGGGUCGUGGCCGGAAAGCCGCUCCGACUAACCGGAGCAGACAGCAGCUGCAGCGGGAAAGGGCUCUGCAGCUGGCAGCCAAACAGAAGGAGGACAGCCACUCUCUUCCACCCGACCAACAGCUUACCAAGCCCCCAGACCCGCCUGCUGUCAGUUACCCCACUCCUGUCAAACCACGGGACGAGCCCAAACCGCUGGAGUCGCAACUGGUUGAACAUGAAGCAGAACCUCUUCAACAUGACCCAAAAUCACCUGCAGAGUCUGCACCACCAGCAGUCAUCAAGGAGCUGGACAAACAGGAAGUGGAAUUGCGGGAGAAGAACCGUCUGCAACAGUUGCAGUGGGAGCAACGGAUAAUGGAAGAGAAGAAUAAAAAAAGAAAAGCUCUCCUUGCAAAAACCAUUGCUGAAAAGUCCAAACAGACACAGGCUGAAGCUGUGAAACUGAAGAAGAUCCAGAGAGAACUUCAGUUACUAGAUGAUUCUGUGUCCAGCGACAUCGGGAUUCUUAGAAAGCUGAUAGAGCAAUCAAGCAUGGAUUAUUCCCUGGCAUGGAAGCGCUUUGAGAAAGCUGAGACUGAGUAUGUUGCUGCUAAGAUGGACUUGCACAGGAAAACGGAGGUGAAAGAGCAGCUGACAGAGCACCUGUGUGCAAUCAUCCAACAGAAUGAGCUGCGCAAGGCCUGCAAACUGGAGGAAUUGAUGAUUCAGCUAGAGCUUAAUGCUGAGGACGUCCCCAUCCCAGAGGAAACAGAUCUAGAGGACAAGGAGAGGGAGGCUAACUCCCAGCCCAUUACUGAAAACGGUCCUGCAGCAGACACGGAGGGGCGUACAGAGGUGGAUGGCUCAAGUAUGAGCAAAGACAGUUCCAUUACAGAACCAACGAUCAGCCAAGACAAUCAGGAGAGCAAAGCAACAGAUGUUUCUACAGAUGGGCUAAGCUAGCUUCCAAACAUCGUCAAUUUAAUAGAGGCUGUAUGACGGUUUACAUAACACUUGCUACCAGCUUUAGAAAUUGUGAGUGUUGAACAAACCAACAAUCCUGCAUUCUGUGAUGAUAAAAGGCAGCCUCAGUCUGAUAUUGGUGUCAAGUUUCCAAAUACUGUGAGCGUUAUUCCAUUACUACUAGCAUUAAAAAUGCCUUAACAUUACAGGGCUGAAAUAUUGAUUAUGAUCUGUUAAGCUCGGUUUUUGGUUUUAAUUGAGGGUGAUACGUGAUCCUAAAUGUGGCAGUUAAAAUAGUGCUAUGUAUUUUAUUGUGGUUCCUUUGGAUGUCAGUCAUUUGUACAAUUUAAUCUGUCUUCCAUUAAGUAAAUGGAGUACGAAUCUCUUGAAAACAUUGUGCAUCUUAAAAACACUAGAACUAUAAAAGACUAAAUACUGUUAACUUGAUUGUUUUAUAACUUUGACAUUAUUCAAAAUGGAAUAAUGGCAAAUGGCUUGGUGGUGGUUUGUAGUUGUGAUUUAUUUCACAUGAUGUUGCACAAGUGAAUGGUGGAAUCUUUUAUCUGUAUAUGGCUUGUCUCAUAAAAAAUAACUUGAUGUGAAUGUUAACAAAUCAAUAACAGCAGGGGUUUUUUGUCAUACAAAGCUGACAGUUUGUUCAGCAGAUAUGAGAACAAUUGACUUAUACUGUAGAGGAAAAAACUGUUGGAGUGUGGGAAGUUGAAUGGCAGUUUUUAUUUUUUAAAUGUAUAUAAUUUAUACUUUUCUAAUAAAACUCUGAUAAACCAUGCAGAGCUUUACACCAACACUAAAAACAUUUAACACUGUGUAACAGUAGGUUAUAUCUUAUUAUUCAAAGAAGUUUUGAGUAUAUUAUAUAUAUAUAUAUAUAUAUAUAUCAUGCC